AUGUCAUCCGAACGACCAAACUCUUCAGACAACAUACCUUUCCCCGACGCACCAAGUCGAGAGCCACCGGCUCAAUCUGCUCGCUUUGCGUAUGAGUAUGCGGCUAUUUUGGAUGAUGAUAGUGAGUGGGGUUUGGAACCUGUUUCUGCUGAAAAACAAGCCAUCACACCUACUGAACAACAGUUCCAAAAGUGGAAUUCCAUUCUCCCCGAAAACUGUCACGUCACUACCGAAGCCCUCGCCUUCCACAAUAUCCUAAAAGCUAUGUACCACCGUCCCAUCACUAUGCGCUCCUUCCACGAAUUCUCAAAUACAAUCCGCCUCGCCGAUUUCUACUGCGCGCUCCCGAUUCUCUCCGCCUCCACCGAUUCCAUCCUCCUCAAUCUCAUUCCAUCCCCCCAUCCCCAUCUCCAUCCCAAUCCCCACCCCCAUCUCCACUCCCAACCACUAAUCCGCGCCCGAAAAAAAAAGCUCUCCAACUGGCUCUGCACCCACACACUCCCCAUGCUCCUCAUCGCCUACAAACUCCACCACGCGCCCCUCUUCCACGACGCUUUAAUAUUCGUGGUCGGUUCAUGGCCUCGCAUGCUCAAGCAAUUUGAGAAUACUAAAUCUCCUGAAUGGGACUGGGUGGGUGAAUUACAAUAUCGUCCGACUCUGCGCAAAGAAGUCGAAUAUGGAAUCGCGCAACUAACGGAGCUUCAAUCGUCAAUUGCGACACGUCUAAGAAGGGAAGCGGCAAAGUGCCCGCAGGUGAGUCACAUAAUUGAUGAUAUUGAAAGUGGUCUUCAAAGAGAAGAUCCAAGUUAUACUAGUUAUGCGAAGUGUGGAGCCCUGGAAACGGCGGGGUUUUAUAGGGAGUUGAGAUGGAGACUGAGGUGUGGAUUGGUUCCGAAAAAGUGGCAGGGGUUUAUGAAUAAGUUGGAUGGUCUGUUGGGGUGUGAGUUGGUGUUGGUGGAUGAAGUGGAGGUGAAGGUGAUGGGGGAGAGGUUUUGGUGUGUGGGGGUUGGAGGAGAGGAGGGGGAGUUGCCGUGGGGAGAGGAGGUGGAUUGGUGA
Molecule: messenger RNA, 1056 nt
Organism: Sclerotinia borealis F-4128
Lineage: Eukaryota; Fungi; Ascomycota; Leotiomycetes; Helotiales; Sclerotiniaceae
Source: the annotation of a GenBank genome assembly